This is a messenger RNA of Chara braunii, 2055 nucleotides long. The record is from the annotation of a GenBank genome assembly. Lineage: Eukaryota; Viridiplantae; Streptophyta; Charophyceae; Charales; Characeae.
GCAAGAUUGAGAGGAGAUCUAGAACGCAGCUGGGUGGCCGGGUGGCUAACGGGGAGGAGCUAGCGACAAGUCGGGUUACUGACAAGAUUGAGCGGCAGCGUGAUUGCCUCGGCGCAGGGGUGUGCGGCUGUCGGGGUUUCUCGUGCGACGCUGGUGCCGUAGCCGGGUGGGUGACGUGUGCUGUGACUGACGUUGCGCGAGAGUACGCAGGGCUUCGCCAGUUGUACGUUCGUUAGCAACCGUCGUGAGUCGUUGCCACCAUCUCAGAGGAGCUGCAAGGGUGCGCGAACAGAAAACAUGGACAGAAUUCAAAGAAUCUUUUCUAGCGCGGGGGGAGGUGGUGCUGGGGGCAUGCAUGGUCCCCAGCCCGACUCACCUCUGGUGGACACGUCGGAGCAGGUGUACAUCUCCUCUCUUGCGCUUCUGAAGAUGCUGAAGCACGGACGAGCUGGAGUUCCCAUGGAGGUGAUGGGAUUGAUGCUGGGCGAGUUCGUGGAUGACUAUACCGUCAAAGUUGUGGAUGUGUUCGCGAUGCCGCAGAGCGGGACGGGGGUGAGCGUAGAGGCGGUGGACCCUGUCUUCCAGACGAAGAUGUUGGAUAUGCUGAAGCAGACUGGGAGGCCAGAGAUGGUUGUUGGGUGGUACCAUUCGCAUCCUGGAUUUGGAUGCUGGCUUUCUGGCGUUGACAUCAACACGCAACAGAGUUUUGAGGCUCUGAACCAGCGGGCAGUUGCUGUGGUCGUGGACCCAAUCCAGAGUGUGAAAGGGAAGGUGGUAGUAGAUGCUUUUCGGCUGAUCAAUCCGCAGACGAUGAUGCUCGGCCAGGAACCGCGACAAACAACGUCUAAUCUUGGGCACCUGAAUAAGCCGUCAAUCCAGGCAUUGAUUCAUGGACUGAAUCGGCAUUACUAUUCGAUUGGAAUAAAUUAUCGAAAGAACGAGUUGGAGGAGAAGAUGCUGUUGAACCUUCACAAAAAGUGGUGGGCCAGUGGACUCACAUUGGAGCGAUUCCAUCAACACAGCCAGAUGAAUGAGAAGACCAUCCAGGAGAUGCUGGACUUGGCGCAAAGAUAUAACAAAGCGGUGCAGGAGGAAGAUAGCUUGCCACCGGAGAAGCUGGCAAUCGCAAAUGUAGGCAGGCAAGACGCUCGGCGGCACCUAGAGGAGAACGUCUCGCACUUGAUGGCCUCCAAUAUCGUCCAGACGCUCGGAACGAUGCUUGACACGGUUGUAUUUUGAUUUGCAAUGUGUGUGUGUGUGUGUGCGUGUGUGUGUGUGUGUGUGUGUGUGUGUGUGUGUGUGUGUGUGUGUGAAAGAAUAGCAGGGAAUGUGGUUUCUUCAGGCACAGGUUUUGACAGAGCAUGUUUAGGUGGAGACUCUACUUGAAUAUUUAGGUAAGACCUAUAGGUGGUGAGGCCUAAACAAGCUUCUUCAGGUACAGGUUCUUGCUUGUGUUUCGGUAUGUAGAGGAAGGAGGAAUGGGGAAGAGUGGGUUCUUAGAACCUUGCUGUUUAAGAAAGCACAUGUCCUGUGUCUUUUGCGGCGGGUUAGUGACUUUGUUACGUAAAGAUGGGAAUGCAUUUGUGACGAGUUUGAUGUCGGCAAUCGGUCAGUUGCUUACCGGAAACGAUCCAGAAGAAGCGUGCAUGGGAUGGUCGUUUCACGAGUCGUCCAUCUUUCGUUUUGUUUUGGUGUGCGCUUUUCGGCCGCUCGCUCAUCCCGUUUUGUGUUUGUUCUUUCAACUGUAAUCGCCACCUCUUUUCACCAGGGUGUGUGUUUUUCUUUCAUCUGCAAGUGUCACCUCUUUCCGCUGUGGAAUUGCGUAUGUGUGUCAGACCAGUGGACGGGGCGCUUCGCAGGGACUCUCAAGGUUUUCUUAGAAUGUUUUAAGGUUUACCAGCCGAGGGCUCUUUUCUUUUGAUCAACUGGCGUCUUCGGCCGUGCAAUGUAAAACUCGAAUUUACAUCGCACGGCCAGCGUUGGGCUGCAUCGGUGUUCUUGUGGUCCGAGCUGCGUCGGUGUUCUUGUGGUCUGAGAGUCUGCCACAUUAGCAAG